AUGUCUUCAAUUGAUCAUCAAAACUGUGCUAAUAACGCCACAAUCGAUAUUGAUCAAAGGUCCAUUUCCCAGACCACCGAUGAUUGUGGCUCAAAGCGAAAGAGAAGAAAUACGAUUCAUAUCCUCAUUCAUGCGACUAUGCAAUUACUUUCUUCUCCACCCACUUCUCCUACUUCUAUUAAUUCUUCAAAAGAUCUCUGCUCUUCACCAUUUUCGAUAGAAUCUAAUGAAUCAUCGUAUUUUUCAUUUCCCGAAUUUGAAACUUUUAAUGAUGAAAAUAGUCAAGAACAUUUGGGAUCUCGAGGAGAAGAUGACAACAUGGUAGUUCAAAUGGAACAAUUUGAUGAGAUGUAUGUUAACGGAAUUCGAUUGCAAAAGUGA
This is a messenger RNA of Funneliformis mosseae, 381 nucleotides long. The record is from the annotation of a GenBank genome assembly. Lineage: Eukaryota; Fungi; Glomeromycota; Glomeromycetes; Glomerales; Glomeraceae.